Molecule: messenger RNA, 2124 nt
Organism: Arabidopsis lyrata subsp. lyrata
Lineage: Eukaryota; Viridiplantae; Streptophyta; Magnoliopsida; Brassicales; Brassicaceae
Product: dof zinc finger protein DOF4.2
Exons: 1
Coding region: 261-845 (194 amino acids)
Biological process (GO): regulation of DNA-templated transcription
Molecular function (GO): DNA binding; DNA-binding transcription factor activity
Source: RefSeq, a predicted model, not a curated record
UUAACCUUUAGAUUUUGACUAAGCUUAACCUAACGUUUAUUGUGUGUAGAUAAAUCUUCAGAUUUUAUUGAAACACAACUUUUGACACGUUUUGCUCAUAAUCUCCCUUCCUUAAACCCAAAACAUACUCUUCUUAGAUUUUCACUCCCCAAAAACCUAUAUAAGAAGACACUCCACAACACAAAAGAUCAUAGCAACAAGAAGAUCUUAUACUUAAGUCUUAUCUUUCUAGGAGAAAAUCAACUAACUUCUUGAGAGAAAUGGAUACCUUGAAUGUUUUUGCAAAUGAAGACAAUCAAGUGAAUGUUGUGAAGCCCCCACCACGAGUAUGUCCAAGGUGUUAUUCCGAUCAAACAAAAUUCUGCUACUUCAACAACUACAAAACGUCUCAACCACGCUACAAAUGCAAGGACUGUCGUAGAUACUGGACUCAUGGUGGAGCUUUAAGGAACAUACCAAUCGGUGGAAGUUGCCGUAAAUCCAAGCUUCCAAAGAUUGAUCAAUCUUCAGUUUCUCAAAUGGCUUCUGUUGAGAUUCAACCGAGUAAUCAUCAACCUCUCAGCGAAAAUCAAGAAAACAUUUCAGUUAAUGCUUCUUCUUCAUCUGCUGCUAUUGGGAACCAUUUCGGUUAUUUUAGUGAACUGCAUGGAGUAGCAAAUUUGUCUCCAACUCGAAGUUUUCUAACAAUGGAUCACUUAGAUUUCGGUGACGAAUCAUUUCAACAAGAUUUAUAUGAUGUUGGUUCUAAUGAUUUGAUUGGUAAUCCUUGGAUAAACCAAUCAAUUGGUGGAAAUAUUGAUAAUCACAACGAUCAACCCAAGUUGCAAUAUGAAUAUGAAUCAUAGAGCAAUAGCGAGUAGACGCGGAGGAUCUUCAGAUACUGAGAUGAACAAGAUUCAGAAACAUGUUUAUUUAGGUCUUCUUAAAUUUUAACCGUAUUAUCCGUUCUCUAUUUCUUAAGUUUAAGUUUCUGUCAUUGUUCGUUUUCGCUUCUUUUUUACAUUUUAGUUUUGUUUAUGGUUUCGGUUGGUGUUUUUUUUAGUUAUUAAAGUUUGCACCUUUGUUCAAUUCCCUAAAAAAUCAAACAUAAGUUGUUUUAUCUUUUUUCUUUCUAAUAUAUAAUUAUCUAAGUGUCACUAAUUCGUUGUACUACAAAUUUCCUCACUAAUGUGUCUUAACUUGAGCCAAACAACACACUAAUAUUUUAGAAUAUUAAAAUAUAUAACGUGCAAAUAUUUAGAGCAAAGAAAAUUUCUACGUCGGAAAAGUAUUUAAAGCAUACGCUCUCCCUUCUCUCUAACCUAGAUCUAGAUCUUUGCUCGAUGUCGCCUCUUCGGCUUUCCCUUUCAGCACCAGGGAAGGAUUCUCUUUCAUUAGCUGGUCCUCCUUAGAUGUCAUCUUGUCUGUUGUGCUCUAUCUUCAGAAGAUUACGGUGGUCCUUGUUUUUAUAUGGCCUCUGGUUGGUGGUUGGAGUCUUCCGGCGCGUGGAUCCGAGGAGAUGUUUGGUGGUGGUCGUAGGAGGUUCAUCGACUCGGUUCCUCGAGGACAGCUCUGUUCGUUUUUUCAAUGGUUUGGCUCAACUAGUUGUUGGGAUCAGACGUUCGUCUUCGUGUUCAUGGUUGGCAAAUGACGGUUGGGGCCUCAUAAAUAGAUUUUAAGAGUACCUAAGAAGUCUCUGUUUUUGGUGUUUCCACAACUCGACGUGAGUUUGUGACGUUUGUUUGGUUCUACAGGGUUUCGACUCUGAAACAACAAGCUGAUGUUGAACACAUCCAGUUGAUGUCAACAUGAGUCUGUAUCAUAAGUUUGCGAGGUACUGACGUGGCGCGUUCUUGGUGUGGUUGUUCAUUCGAAGAUUCACUAAAUAUUCUCCGAAUCAACAUAUGGAAAGGAUAAAAGUUGAGGAGCAAGUUUAUUCCGUUUAUGGAUAUUUUUGAAGAUCUACUAGGAUUUUCGUGAUAUUGCUAGUCGUGGAAGGUCAUCGAUCGUGUGGUCAACACUUGGACUAUUGCUUGGGUAAUCAUCAAAGAAGCUACAGAAUGGGCUUCAAAGAAGACAUCAUAUGGGUUGUCAUCAGAAAUUUGUUUGUUUCCUUCAGCAAGUUGGGUGGUCUAAUAUACACAC